Molecule: messenger RNA, 435 nt
Organism: Aplosporella prunicola CBS 121167
Lineage: Eukaryota; Fungi; Ascomycota; Dothideomycetes; Botryosphaeriales; Aplosporellaceae
Exons: 3
Coding region: 1-435 (144 amino acids)
Biological process (GO): intracellular protein transport
Cellular component (GO): mitochondrial outer membrane
Source: RefSeq, a predicted model, not a curated record
AUGGUCAAGCUCGAAGAAGUUCCCGACGAGGACCUCUACGCGCCGCAAACCGGCCCGGAGGAGGACUGGGACACGUCGUCGGAGACGAGCGACGUGUCCGAGGCCAGCGACGUGUCGUCGGUCGCGCCGGACGAGACGCUGUACGAGCGCCUGACGGCGCUGCAGGACAUGGUGCCGCCGGCGCAGCGGCGCUUCAUGGCGUCGGCCGCCAACAGCGUCACCAGCUGGGUGCAGUCGGGCUACCGCAUCAGCACCAAGUGCCUCUGGGUCGUGAGCACGAGCGCGCUGCUGCUCGGCGUGCCGUUUGCGCUGGCGUACAAUGAGGAGCAGCAGGUGCUGGAGAUGGAGCGCGAGAUGAAGAUGCAGCAGAGCGCUAAUGAGCUCGUCGCCCCCGGCAGCCAGACCGCGCAGCCCGAGACCCGCCCCGCGCUCUAA